UCCAUACUCCAACGAACCCGCAAUCUAACACGAUCUAAUCCAAUCAACGAUAUUACGUCCGGUUCUAUCACGAUAACACACCUUCAUAUUAUAGCCGCUUCGGACUACCACAGACGUUAUGGCUGAUGUCGACAUGACCGACGCACCCAGCACCUCGGCUGUCGUCAAGAAGGACCGCAAGGGCGGUGACGCUGACGGGAAGAAUGACGGGAAGAAGCGCUUUGAGGUCAAGAAGUGGAAUGCCGUGGCUCUCUGGGCCUGGGAUAUCGUCGUCGACAACUGCGCUAUCUGCCGAAAUCACAUCAUGGAUUUGUGUAUCGAAUGUCAAGCAAACCAAGCAUCCGCCGCCAGUGAGGAGUGCACUGUAGCUUGGGGCAUCUGUAACCAUGCUUUCCACUUCCACUGCAUCUCAAGAUGGCUCAAGGCACGACAAGUCUGUCCACUGGACAACCGAGACUGGGAAUUCCAAAAGUACGGCCGUUAAGUGGAAGAGGAUAUUUUAUCGAGGUCGAUAUCGCACGAGCAACACUGACCAUCACAUCCACCUAACGUUGUAAUAUCACCGCCUAGAAAUCACAAUCACAAGACGACACCCAUAUCACACGUGAAAGAUUUGAAAUGGUAC
This is a messenger RNA of Daldinia loculata, 625 nucleotides long. Its product is annotated as RING/U-box. Gene Ontology annotation, molecular function: ubiquitin protein ligase activity; cullin family protein binding; zinc ion binding. Gene Ontology annotation, biological process: protein ubiquitination; ubiquitin-dependent protein catabolic process. NCBI's taxonomy places the organism in Eukaryota, Fungi, Ascomycota, Sordariomycetes, Xylariales, Hypoxylaceae. The coding region runs from base 119 to 484 and encodes 121 amino acids. Gene Ontology annotation, cellular component: nucleus; cullin-RING ubiquitin ligase complex. The transcript is spliced from 3 exons. The record is from RefSeq and is a predicted model, not a curated record.